Molecule: messenger RNA, 4557 nt
Organism: Boleophthalmus pectinirostris (great blue-spotted mudskipper)
Lineage: Eukaryota; Metazoa; Chordata; Actinopteri; Gobiiformes; Gobiidae
Gene: thbs3a
Product: thrombospondin 3a
Exons: 22
Coding region: 1452-4301 (949 amino acids)
Biological process (GO): cell adhesion
Cellular component (GO): extracellular region
Molecular function (GO): calcium ion binding
Source: RefSeq, a predicted model, not a curated record
UUCAAGACGCCAUUUUGCCCAUUUACCCCCUUUUUCAGCUCCACUGGUGCAGGCCCACUGUGACGUCCACACAUCCUUCUCCAGUUUGAGUUUCUUAAUGGGUGAUACAUGAUUUGGCAGUGUUGUGCAGUCAUAAUGGUACAAAUGAAAAAAAAAAAAAAAAAAAAUCAUCUGCUUGCUAGUCUGAUGUGCAGCUGUCCUAUUUCCAAAUGCAGACAUUAUUUUAAGUUAGAACAUGUGAAAUACUGAUCCCAAGAUGAGCACAUUUAAAAGGGAAUUAAAGCCACAAGAAUGCAGAGUCCCCUGCUGCAAUGACGAGGGAAACAGCUUAAAUCAGGCUAAUUUUGUUGGUGGGUAGCUGCUGAGGAGGAGAAUCCAGUGGAGUUAAAGCCCCAGUGUGGAACGUUUCAUCACAUUAGGGUUACAGAGAGGAAAGAUAAAUCGAAUAUAAGAUAAGCUCAAGUGUUACGUGACACGAUGUGAUAGUGUUAAUAUUACACAACAAUAGCAUAUUAACACAUGAGAUGGCGUCAUUCACUCGCAGCAUCUGGACUCACUUUUAGAACCACCAGUGUCUUGACGGCACGGGCUCCUCACGCUUGUUUCACGAGGCUUCAAGCUGCGUCAGGCCCGGGGGCGCUGGAAUCGAACCCGCACCCGGUCAGAGAUCUGGGUCUUGGUUUAUUAAGCGUGCGCACGUAUGAAGUGUUACAUGCGUGAAUAUUUGCAUAAAGUUUGAGAUCAAUAAAAAGACAACUUGACGUGGAAAUGGGUGAACCGGUCCAAAAACGUGAAAACACCGAACUCUUGUCCGUCUCUCAUGCGGAAUUGCUGCGUAAAACCAAGAUCGGACCAGACUGUUCACUCUCAAUAUUAAUGUUUUACUGCGGGUUUUGAAAGACACGUGCCAGGUGUGUGCGUAAACUUCACCAAGACUAAAACAGGACUGAACUAAUUAAACUAUCUAAACCAGGACUAGAACAGAAGUAGACCAGGACAGGACUAAAAAAAAAAAAAAAGACUAAACCCGGGACUAAACACAGGACUGAACACUGUCUGAACCAGGGCCUGGAGUGUGGGCGCGUGCCUAAUUUUCCAGCUGAGGCGCGUGCGCGUGGUCCCCUCCUCCGCUGGUCCUCCCCCGGUGCCGUGCGCUUGUCUGCUCUACUCGGGGUUUCCUCCAUCGGAACCUCUCAGACUCACCGCAGAGUCCGCUCUUCGGUGCUGCUCUCCGGGUCACAUCCAGCGGAGCUCCUCCACCCCUCCCCGGACUUUACGCACUCUCACCCCGGGACUUUGUGAACUUUUCCUCUGUGUAUAUCCAUUCCUCUCCUUCUCCGGAGCUCCUCGCUCUUCCACGCAGAUCCAAAGCUUAAUAGUCCGGUCCGCUUCCUCUGCUCUUCUGGAGGUCUUCUGGAGUUCUUCUGGAGGUCUUCUGGAGGUCUUCAGGGAUGGGCUGGAGGCUCGUGCUCCUGGUGUCGGCGCUGAUCUCGGGGCUGGGGGUGCACGGGAUCACGGAUGGAGCGGACAUCCAAGUGAUCGAUGUGCUGGCGCUGCAGGAGGCGAGGCAGUCGGCAGCAGCGGUGGAGAAGUUGUGGGCAGGGCUGAGCAUGCUCAGUGACGUCUACCUCGUGUCAACUCUGAAGCUGCCGCCAAAACUGGGCGGAGUUUUGUUUGGCCUCUACGACAAACAGGACCACAGCAAGAUCCUGGAGGUGGCGCUCAUGGGCAAGAUCAACAAAGUGCUGGUGAGGUAUGUUCGUGCUGAUGGUCGGCUGCACACGCUGAACCUUCAGAACGCGCCGCUGGCUGAUGGGCGGAGCCACAGCCUGGUGCUGCGAUUGGGAGGUCUGCGGCGCCAGAGCCUCAGCGCUGAGCUGUAUGUUGACUGCCGAUUGGCCGAUUCUGCCUCAUCACUUCCUGCUCUGGGGAACCUGCCCGAAGACAGUGAGACGGUGGAUGUCAGGCAUGGACAGAAGACUUACGCACGAGUCCAGGGUUCAGUGCAGUUCUUGAGUCUGGUGCUAGGGGGCAGUGUGGCCAAAGCGGGCGCUCUGGCUGAUUGUCCGUUCCAGGAUUCGUCGAAUGCCGUCAGCAGUGACGUCGGUGCCAUCCUCGGAGACCAUCUGAAGGCUCUCAUCGGUCAGCUCAUUAUCUUCAACCAGGUGCUCGGAGAACUGAGACAGGACAUCCGAGAACAGGUGAAAGAAAUGUCUCUGAUACGAAACACCAUCCUAGAGUGUCAGGUUUGUGGUUUCCAUGAGCCGCGCUCGCGCUGCUCUCCUAACCCCUGCUUUAAGGGCGUGGCCUGUGUGGAGAGUUUACAGUUCCCAGGAUUCACCUGUGGUCCGUGUCCCACCGGGUUUGAAGGCAACGGGACACACUGCGAGGACGUGGACGAGUGCUCUGUGUGGCCGUGUCAUGACCCCGCCCUCUGCAUAAACACGGUGGGGGGAUUCUCGUGUGGUCCCUGUCCCUCCGGCCUGUGGGGGGCGCCCGUGAGUGGUACCGGCCUCAGCUUCGCCAAGACCCACAGACAGGAGUGUUCUGACAUCGAUGAGUGUGUGGACCUGCCCGACGCCUGUACUCCCAACUCUGUGUGCAUCAACACUGUGGGUUCGUACAAAUGUGGUGGCUGUAGACCCGGUUUCCGUGGGAACCAGACCUCAGGAUGUUUUGCACGAAAGUCCUGUUCCGGUCUGACCUUUAACCCCUGUGACGCCAACGCCCACUGCACCCUGGAGCGCAGCGGAGAGGUCACCUGCACGUGUAAUGUAGGCUGGGCGGGGAAUGGAAACACGUGUGGACUGGACACAGACAUCGACGGUUUUCCCGAUCGUUCUCUUCCCUGUGAGGACACGCACCGCCACUGCAGACAGGACAACUGCGUCCUGACCCCGAACAGCGGUCAGGAGGACGCCGACGGGGACGGGAUCGGAGACCAGUGCGACGAGGACGCAGACGGAGACGGUAUCAAGAACGUCGAGGAUAACUGCCGCCUCGUCCCAAACAAAGACCAGCAGAAUUCGGACUCGGACUCGUUUGGGGACUCGUGCGAUAACUGUCCCACAGUCCCAAACCCAGAUCAGAAAGACACGGACUCCAAUGGACAGGGAGACGCCUGCGACCAGGACAUUGAUGGGGACGGGAUCCCUAACGUUCUGGAUAACUGUCCAAAAGUUCCAAACCCAAUGCAGACGGACCGAGACCGAGACGGAGUGGGAGACGCCUGUGACAGCUGCCCAGAGCUCAGCAACCCCAUGCAGGACGAUGUGGACAGUGAUCUGGUGGGAGACGUCUGCGAUACAAACCAAGACACAGACGGAGACGGGCUCCAGGACUCGCGGGACAACUGCCCCGACCUCCCGAACAGCGCUCAGCUCGACACCGACAAUGACGGUCUGGGGGACGCCUGCGACCACGACGAUGACAACGACGGCGUGUUGGACGACCAUGACAACUGUCGACUCAUCCCCAACCCCAACCAGAGAGACACGGACCUGGACGGCGUGGGGGACGUGUGUGAGCUGGACUUCGAUAAUGACGCGGUGCAGGACGCGAUCGACGCUUGUCCUGAAAACGCUGAGGUCACGCUCACCGACUUCAGAGCCUUUCAGACCGUCAUCCUCGACCCCGAGGGAGACGCACAGAUAGACCCCAACUGGGUGGUGCUCAACCAGGGGAUGGAGAUCGUGCAGACCAUGAACAGUGACCCUGGACUCGCUGUGGGUUACACAGCGUUUAAUGGUGUGGACUUCGAGGGCACUUUCCACGUAAACACAGUCACUGAUGAUGACUACGCCGGCUUCAUCUUCGGAUACCAAGACUCCGCCUCUUUCUAUGUGGUCAUGUGGAAACAGACAGAGCAGACGUACUGGCAAUCCGUGCCGUUCCGUGCCAACGCAGAGCCUGCUCUGCAACUCAAGGCGGUGAAGUCGGACACAGGCCCUGGGGAGUACCUGCGUAACGCCCUGUGGCACACAGGGGACACGACAGGACAGGUGCGGCUCCUGUGGAAGGACCCAAGGAACCAGGGCUGGAGGGACAAGACCUCGUACAGGUGGAGCCUGAGCCACCGACCACAAGUCGGGUACAUCAGGCUCAGGCUGUUUGAGGGCUCACACCAGGUCGCAGACAGUGGGGUGCUCCUGGACUCCACCAUGAGAGGAGGACGACUCGGAGUCUUCUGCUUCUCUCAGGAGAACAUCAUCUGGUCCAACCUGCGCUACCGCUGCAAUGACACAAUUCCUGAGGAUUUCCAGAUUCAUCGGAAACAAGUCCUGAUGCACAUCAAAGUCUGACCGAUGUCCAGGUCUGAACCAGGAUCAGAGCCUUUAGUCCCUGUGUUUCUUUGGCUCACACAGACAGUUCUCACGAGUGUCUCUGAGAAGACUCGCUCGACACUGAUCCAAGUCUCUGUAAAUAAAAUCUGUUUUUGUUUCUGAUUCAAACAUUAAAGUGUUUCUACAGUGAGCCGCUCCCGAGGCUCUGCACCAAGGUCUAUGUAAAAAGAAUGUUUUGAUAAAUAAACGUCUGUCCACACGACAGGUGAAUGUC